GUUAAAUUUCGGUUUGUUGCAGUGCCAGUGGAUCUACUCAAACGUUCUUCAUUUUUAAUCCCUUUUUAUCGUCUGUUUUAGUGGCAUAGCCAACGCCUUUCAUUCAGUACAGGUCUGCGGGGGAAAACAGUCAAAGAAAGCGCCCCCUGCUGGCAGACACGUGUUCGAGCGUUUGAAGUAAGCUGAAGAUACAAAUGGAGAUCCGUAGUUUUUAUCUGCAAGUUGGAGAAAUUAAAGAAAGUAAAUUAAGUCAAGAUAAAAUGUGUAUCUUUUUGUAAAUAUUAUCGCCUGUGCUUCAUCAGCAGCCAGACAGCGAUGCCUUCUUAUAUUCCUACAGGCCUUAUGAUCUCAUAGGAUUAUGUAAUCACUCCCCCAUGACAAAGAUGUUCAGCCCUGAACAUUUUCUGCAGACAAAACACACGGCACACACAUGGGGGGCUCAAAUAGCACCGGUCCGUCCAGAGGACACCUGUAUCACGUCCCGAGCUCUGGACGCUUGUCUGUGGCCGGGCGCAAAACAUGAAGACAAACAUGUGACUCGUCCAAAGGGACGUGUAGCGUUCGGUCUGUUAUGAAUUUACGCUGCGUCUCUUUGUUGUCUCUUUGUCUCUGCUGCACUGAGACGCCCUCCUCUGCCCCAGUUUUAUGAGUUCCUCUGCUGUCCUCGCAGGCACAGGAGACAAAGACAGGAGGACGUCAGAGAAACAUUCACACGUGGAAACGCUGAAUCAGACAGAAUGGACAUGGAGACGGAUGAUGGAGGGCGGACACGGUCAGUCGGAUUGAUCGUCUCAGUUUGUUAAGCGGCCCGAUAAGUUAUUCUGGACUCACCAUUUGCUUUUGCCUGCUGUUCCUGACAUGAAAACACACAAAGACACACGUUUACACUCAGGUCCGCACACAACACACUGUUACGAUCAGUUAUUAAUCCACGGGAGAAACAGAAAAAACGACAUUUAUCCAUCUGCUAGGGAAGAAAGCGUUUCAUAAAACCUAUCCUGCCCCGUCUCCACAGUCUUCUCUGAGCGCAGCGCGCGGCGGCGAAUGGGAAAAAGCUUCUUUUUUUUCCCCCUCUCACUACCCCUCCAUCCCUCACUCUCCCCUCUUUUUCUUUUUUUUUGUCUCUUCUUCUAUCCCUCUCUCUCAGCCGCUGUCCCUGGCUCUGGUGUGUGCCUGUCUCCCUCUGCCAAGUCACAUCACUAAUUCUCCAGGCGAUUAGCGUCCGAACAGUCGAUGCCUACGAUGCAGAUGCCCAGCGUGACGGUGAAGGAUGUCAACCAGCAGGAGUUUGUUAAGGCAUUGUCAGCUUUCCUUAAAAAAUCUGGGAAACUAAAGGUCCCAGAGUGGGUCGACACUGUGAAGCUGGCCAGACACAAGGAGCUAGCUCCCUGCGAUGACAACUGGUUUUACACCAGAGCAGCGUCCACAGCCCGCCACCUCUACCUGCGAGGAGGAGUGGGAGUGGGCGCCAUGAUCAAGAUCUAUGGAGGCCGCCAGCGGAACGGCGUAUGCCCCGCCCACUUCAGCGUGGGCUCCAGGAACGUAGCGAGGAAGGUCCUUCAAGCCCUGGAGGGCCUCAAGAUGGUGGAGAAAGACCCCAAUGGCGGUCGUCGACUUACUCCUCAAGGUCAGAGGGAUUUAGACAGAAUCGCUGGACAGGUCGCCUCUGCAAACAAGAAACAGCGAAGUUUACAAAGCGCCGCCUGAGGAAAGCGUCCAGAGCGCAUACGGCGUGUUUAUUCACUUUUUAUUUGCUUGUCUUUCCAUAUCAGUCUGGUUCCCACUCUGUCCAAGGACAGCAGACAGAGAUGCAUGAGUCUGCAGUUCAGCUGAACUUGUGAACCAAUAUAAAGUAUAAACAAGCAUUAGCAUGUUAAAGUUGUUGCUCUCCACCAAGAAGCUGUGAAAACCGGAAAAUAAAACAAUUGCAACGGACCCAGAAA
This is a messenger RNA of Poecilia reticulata (guppy), 1943 nucleotides long. Lineage: Eukaryota; Metazoa; Chordata; Actinopteri; Cyprinodontiformes; Poeciliidae. The record is from RefSeq and is a predicted model, not a curated record.